UUUUAAGUGAGAAUGCAUUUGUUAAGUCGACACUCACCAGUCAUGUUCAUGUACAUUCUCAAAGGCAAAAUGAAGUUGGAAAAAAUACCUUUGAUACUCAUGAUCAUUAUUUCGGCAAAUGUCACUGUGUGUAUAAAUGGACACACUGAAAGAGCUAAGCAAUGCCAAGAAAGCAGUUGUGAACCAAGGAGCCAUAAGGACUGCACGUUACAAUGUGUUCGGAUGAAUCUAACUGAUGGACUGCCAAAGAUAAACCCACUUGUUAAAGUCCUGAAGAUUCGUGAUUCUCUAAUGCCAACUAUCAAGAGCUACCGUUAUGGAACCUUGGAUGCAUUAGACAAAAUCUACAUCAUUGCUUCAAAUGUAACAUAUGUGAACAAUGACGCUUUUGAUAGAAUGCCAAACAUCAGAGUUUUACACAUCGAGCGUAACAACAUUCCUACUGUAUUAAAUGCUGGAUUUAACUUAGAGCAUCUUAGUGAACUAAGCCUGAUGGAUAAUAACAUCAGUAAAAUCAAAUUUACUUUGACAAAAUCAGAUAAAGACAAAAUCGAAAUUCGCCUUUCUCAUAACCCCAUUAAGAACAUACCCUUCAAACUAUUCAGUGGAUUCAAAGGUAUCAAGACUGUGUCUUUAUAUCUGAGGGACAUAGGCAUAACACAGUUGGAUAAUAACACAUUUGAUGGAAUAAAUGUACUGCAUACAUUGAAUAUCAGUGACAAUUUUCUGGGACGAAAUGGUUUUCAUAAUAUCGCAAACAGUGUUCAGGGAAAAAUGGUAAAAUCUCUUCAGGCAGUAAACUGUUCAAUGAAGUCAUUGAAGAGAGAAAGUUUUAAAAAAGUAUGUCAUGUAGAACAACUUGAUCUCAGUCACAACCUCUGGGAGACAUGGCCAGUACAUUCCCUUUCAUAUCUGAAAAACCUGAGCUCAUUAAAGAUUAACAACUGUCCAAGUUUUGCUUUUUUCAAAGCAAGCAAUGAAAUAAGAAACGUGAAAUAUUUAUCUCUUCAUUCAAAUGCACUUCUGCAAUCAGAAACAAUUGGUACGAUUUUUAACAAAUCACAAAAGCUGGAAUAUUUGAACAUAAGUGACAAUCAUUUUCAGGAUAGAGUGAAACGAAUCAGUACAUUGAAAUCUUUGAAAGUGUUUGAUAUGUCAAACAAUCAUUACCCAUUAAUCAAAGAGCGAGUUUAUUACUUUGAGUCAAUGCCAAAUCUUAGAACUUUCAAUAUGCGUAAUGUCUAUUCCAAAUACCAGGAGGACGAGGGGGACUUUGAUUUAGGAGUUGUCGCCUUGACAAACAUGACAUAUCUACAGAACCUUGAUUUAAGCCAUAAUUCAGCAGUUCUACGGGAAGAAUAUAUUCGAUCAAGUUAUUCUGGUUUAACAAGUCUCACAAAGGUUGAUUUGUCCUACAAUACAUUACAGGACUGCUAUAGUGCAAUGAUGAUACUAUUCAAAUUUUUUAAAUCUGUUAAAAUUUUGAACUUAUCAGGAAAUAGCCUACCUGACAUGCAAUUUGAAUUAUUAUUCGAAUCCAUGACAAAUUUGACUGACCUACAUUUGGAAAGAAAUCGACUGACAUAUUUUUCGAAGAAAUAUCUUAAAAAAAACCUGAAGAUGGAGAGACUAUACCUUCAAAGUAAUUCCAUAAGGUGGAUCGAUGGAUCAGCUUUUGUGUACUUACAAAAUCUGAGAUUUUUGAACAUUACAUAUAACACAUUCCUUUGUGAUUGUGAUCUAAGGGGGUUCAGGGAUUGGUUGAAGCUCAGCAAAAAGGGAUUAGUAAGUGGUCGUGAUCAAACAUGUGUGAGACCUUCAGCAAUGAAAAUAUAUAAGAUAACCUCAUUUGAAAUGCCAUGGAUAAAAUGUGAUGACAUGUGGAUUAUCCUCAUAGUCAUAAUUGUUACAAUUUGUGUGAUUCUUGGGAUUUUACUGGCAUAUUUCCGCUGGGAUAUCAAAUACUGGUGGAUGUUGGGUAGAUCCAGACGACGUCGUCGUAAUGGAUACACAGCGAUAAAUGGGGAUAUGGGAGGAAGGUACCCAUUCGAUGGAUUUGUAUCAUAUAACAGCGAAAGUCAGGAUUGGGUUGUCGACCACAUGUUACCAAAUAUGGAACGAUCUCCAGAUGAAGUGAAUUUCAAAAUAUGUUUUGAUGGACGCGACUUCAUUCCUGGAAAAUACAUUGCAGAUAAUAUUGUAGAUUCCAUACACCAAAGUCGCAAGCUGAUUUUCGUCAUAACGGAAAAAUUCAUCAAGAGCCAGUGGUGUGGUUUUGAAUUAGAAAUGGCCAACUUGAGACAAUUUGAUGAAAAAAGAAACCUUGUCGUGCUCAUAUUCCUCGAAGCCAUUCCAAAAAAGAAACUACCACGUAAAAUCCGGCUUCUAAUGAAACACAUGACAUAUAUAGAAUGGGACAAAGAGAAUGCACGUGCCCAGAAAUUGUUCUGGAAAAAGCUAAAGUUGUGUAUGAUGGAUGAGCCAGCCGAUCUGCUAUUUGGACAAAAUCCAUGAAUUAAAAUGAACAAACAGCCUCAAGGAAUGGUUUAAAAGGAACUGAAUGUAAAUAUAUGCUUGAUGUAAUUAUUAAAAGGUAACUCAUACAUGUAAACUACAUACAAACUUGAACACUGUACAUAUAAAAACUCAUAUGCCAUCUCAUAUGUUGGAGAGACUGACAUUCUUAAGAGUUAAUGUAUAUAAGUACUGAUAAUCAAUUACUAUGUGUACUAUAUUAUACUUUUGUGUGAAACACAU
This is a messenger RNA of Owenia fusiformis, 2757 nucleotides long. Lineage: Eukaryota; Metazoa; Annelida; Polychaeta; Sabellida; Oweniidae. The record is from the annotation of a GenBank genome assembly.